Molecule: messenger RNA, 4400 nt
Organism: Neodiprion virginianus
Lineage: Eukaryota; Metazoa; Arthropoda; Insecta; Hymenoptera; Diprionidae
Product: anillin-like protein 1
Exons: 6
Coding region: 166-3426 (1086 amino acids)
Biological process (GO): septin ring organization; mitotic cytokinesis; actomyosin contractile ring assembly
Cellular component (GO): actomyosin contractile ring
Source: RefSeq, a predicted model, not a curated record
UGGGGCCUAGCGAGGUUAUUUUCCUUAUCUUCCUAGAGUAUUUCGCUCGUGCAAAUAAAACUACUCCGCUAACGUUGAGAGCUGCCGCAUUUUCAAGACAAUUUACCAUUCUUUGGUGAUCCUCGGUGAAGAGUGUUUCGCUGUUGCGUUGUUGUUUCGUCUGGGAUGGAUUCGACACAGGAUCCGUUCACGCGGCGCAUGCUGCAACGCGCCAGCAUGCGUCAAUUUCGAGAGGAGAGCUUACAUUGCAGUCCAGAUCAACUGCAGAGAAAAAUGAGUAUUUUGCGAGCCAUUAAUGACAAGCCUGCAGUCAAGAUCGGAGAUCGUGAAACGAUCAGCCGGAGAAACACUGGCGAAAACAAGUUUGCUGAUGACAAACCACGCAUCCUGCGAAGAACGAGUGUGACGUUGAGUGACAGUUUGAUACGCCAACGAGACCAUCUUCCCAUUUUUUAUCCUAUAAACCGAUACAGUUCUUCGGAUCUUACUGACCAGUCUAAAUCUACGCCUGAGUACCAAAAUCUUCGAUAUCACCAACGACGUGUGAACGGCAAGGUAUCGCAGAGCAGUAGUAUGGAUAAUGACAGUGGUGACAGUCAAGUAUUCUCGAAAACUUCUAAAAUUCAGAAGGAUCAGAAGCGGAUAAAAAGUAACAACACCGCACAGACGCCAGAAGCAGCUUGUUCGUAUGUGGCUAAACCGCGCUGUAGAAAAUUGCGAAAAAGAAAAGAAAACGAGAUAGAAAGUGACUCGGUUUUAUCGCAGACUUCCGACUCUACUUCUAUAACUAUGACUGAAAACUCAACCAAGGACAAGCCGCAAUCGGCACCGACAUAUAUAGAAGGGUUUAAACUUGGCAACGUGAAGUGGCGAGGACCGCUUCACGACGCUUAUGCAACGAAAAAUCUGGAACGAGAAAAGGCUGACGAUUUUUCGGCCAAGAGUACCGAUGAUCGUGAAACAAUCAAACGCCACUCGUCGUGCAGCAACUCCGAGGAACCUAAACUGUUGAAGACCCUAGAAAGGGAGAUUUCGAUACCACCCAAAAUGACACCGGAACUGAGAACAAUAGGCGACAGUAAACAGAAAGCAGUUAACGACGGAGUCGAAGGUUCACCCGCCAAGACUUCGGCAAAUAAAAGACCGGAUAAGUUAUCGUUGGAAGUGACAAUUGCAGGUAAUUCGGCAGAGAAAAAAUGUUCGACGAAUCCUGAAGUUCUCCCUGACUCACCGACCACCCCUCUGACCGCUGAGAUAAGACGCUUGAACGCCGAUAUCGGACAGCUAAAGUUUCAUUCGGACUUUUACACUCCGGAGAACGACGCUGAGCUGUCACCUCCUGUUCGGCUUUACCCAAAUUUGUCGAAGAUUCCGUUCACGCCAACGGGAUACACACCCAAAAAGCUUUACCGUUCACCCUACAGUCCUGAACAAGCGUGCGCGGCAUCGUCGGCCAGUAAAUCGACGAGCAGUAAAAAUCGUCUUAACUUCAAUGAAAAUCCAACUUCAACCCCCAACGACGAGCCGCCGAAUAAUAUUGCGAAACCAGCAACAUCGAGCAGCGUUUCAGAGAGUGUAACGACGAACAGCGGUGGGCCGACAUCGAAUUUGGACAAGGAAGCCAAAACAUCCGAGACGAAAUGUGCCGAAAACAAUAGAGAUGUGAAGAAGAAUGACGGGUUCAAACUGAAUUUGGAAUCGACUCGGAAGUCUUUACUCACCAACUUGUCAAAAAUUAUGGCGUCCGGUCCUCGUCAUUCACAGAGUAUCGCGUCCUCUUCUUCAACCACGGCACCGAAUUCUCCCGAGGGUUUGGGAAGCCCACCGAACGCUUCGUCUCCGAAGGAUAAGACCCUCAACUCCACAAUUCCCUAUGACGUUGACGAUUUUUUGGCCGACGCGCUUGGAAAUGAACUUUACAAUACCACCAUGACUUUCCCGCAUUCCGAGGGGAACCAAAAAAGUUACUCAGAAUUUUGCGCCAGUGACUUGAUGUCCGCAGGAACCACGUCGGGACUGAACAAUAACAGUUCCGCCGUGAGGAAGACGCAGACGACUGAAUCUCCUCCUCCGUACACCAGCACUUUCAACAGGGGCAUGACGAUUUAUAGAUCGUUCACUCAGAGUAUCAAAAACAAACUGCGACCUGGACUGAAGUCUCUGCCAAAAAAUGCGACGAACGAUGCCGUUACAACGGUGGAGAUGAAAAGCGACGACCGGACGAUACAAGCACUGUUUCAGGACGCAAGCAUUCAACAGACGAUAAUGUACCAGGCUAAUAAAGCACUGACCUUCUGCCACUCGAUGAAGGAAUUCUCGUCGAGUACCGAGCAGGUGGAAUCGGAAAGGUCGCUCCUGGUCGCGGGCCUGAGGAAGGAUGCUAUCCUCGAGGAAAUCAAACGGCGACAAAAUUCGCAGCAAAACAAUAACGUCGAGGAGCCUUGGGAGAGGGGGGAAGUUACGAUAAAGAACUUCAGUCUACCCCUGAAGGAGGAUAUACUCGAGUUCGAGUGCAGAACCGGGGACUUUGUCCAGUGGUUCGUGAUCGCCGUUUCCCAAGGACCAACCGUAUGGGCGACCAGACCGAUUUCCUGCCCUGUACAAAGUCCCAGGAUUAUAUUCCCGGACUCAUUUUUCAUCGCUAACCUCCCCCCCAACUUCAAAAUCACCAUAAGGAUCUACUGCUUGAAACUCCGCAGGACAACCUUUAAUCACGACGACAAAUAUCACCUGAACAAAGCCGAAAGACAGGCGACGUGUCCCUCCCCAAAGAAGCUGAUACUUAGGAGAAGUGACAGGUCUCUUUCACCGGGAAGACAGCGCCACAUUGAGUCUGUUCCGAUCAGAAACACCUCCUUCGUACUUUCAGGAAUGGUGGAACUGUAUCUGCACGAUUUGAGCCUGACUUCGCCGUGGCCCUUGACUUCCUUAUUAACAGGAAGCGUUCUCUACGGGACAAUCGACCUGACGCUUUCCACGAAGCUCCAAUUGUCGGUUUACCACGCUGGUUUUUUAACCCACGGUGACGAGGCCGGCGGUUUCGCGGCUUGGAACCGGAGAUGGUGCGUCCUUCAGAAUCAAACUCUGAUGUUUUGGAACUAUCCGUGUGACCAAGAAGAGAAGCAACCGCUGACUACCAUCGAUCUCAGCAAUUGUACCUCACCCGAGAUAAAUGCCGUCGACAGAUCGAUGUGCGCCAAGCCGAGGACCUUGCUGAUAGAAACCUUCAGAGAGAGGAACGUAUCGGACAGAAAUAGUAUGUUACUCGAGUGCCGAUUGUCCUGCACUGUGAUUCGAAACUUGUUGUGCUGCGAUACACUGAAAGAUUUAAACCUAUGGAAAUCGAAGAUUAAUCGCGUUGUGUCGGCGUUGCGGGAUUGGAACGUGAACCGCCGAUUUCCUUACGAACAAGUCUCUGACCUGUGAUUUCACGUUUUUUGGAUUAUGUGUUUCAUUUGAUGUCUAUUAUUUAUGAACUACCAUUUUAAUCGUGUCUUUGUUCUUAAUAUUUUUGUAACAAACUUUUUGCGUGCGCCUGAACCAAUUAUUUCUGACGGGCAUACAAACCUCUGUUACGCACAGCGUGUGUGUUUUAAAUUUGAUGGUACUAUACCAUGUAUUGACUGAUCACUUCAUAAAUGUGCGUAUUAUGUAAACAUAUUAUAUACUGACAAAACGCAAGAACUAAAAUUCGGCACACAGCCCGAAUUAUAAAUUCUUACGUAACUAUAAAUUAUCGACUACAUUUGUACAACUUUGAAUCAUACGAGUUGGUAGCUAAAUUAAGUGUCAUUUUGGAUAAAGAAUCCAAUUUCUAUGCACCAUUAAACAUCAAUGAAUAUACAAAAUGUUCUCUCGUUCAAAAUAUAUUCAAUGUGUGAUUAUCGCGUCUUAAUUUAAUAUACAAACAUCAGAAAGUGUUGUUAUAUUUAUAUGACAACAUUUUAUACAUUUAUAAGUCAUGCUUUUUUAAUAUUGUACUUACAUAUCUGAAUUGACGUUUGCAGAUCGAUGCUAACUGAUUAAAUGCGUUGAGAAAUUACAAAAACUUUCAAAAUAUUAUUACAGAAUUUUACAACAGCCAAUAAUAAAUGAAUUCAUAAAUAUCUGCACCAACUCGAAAAGAUGAAUGUUUCAGCUAACGAUGAAAAUUUCUAUAGGUAAUAGUAGUAGGAGAAAAGUGCAACUGAUUAUACUGGAGUUGAGUUGCUUAUUUGAUCAAAACUUGUUCUGCACACUGAACAACUUCUCCGAUUUCUGAACGAAAGUUCGAAGUAACGAAUGCAGCUACGUCACAUAUAGCCGAUUUUACUCAACAAAAUCGAAAUUUCAGAGUGAUAAAAAAUAUUUCCGAGUGCUCAGUAAGUGAUUCUUGAAUAAAAUAAGAGUCAGUAGAAUCA